This is a messenger RNA of Rhizophagus irregularis DAOM 181602=DAOM 197198, 1257 nucleotides long. Lineage: Eukaryota; Fungi; Glomeromycota; Glomeromycetes; Glomerales; Glomeraceae. The record is from RefSeq and is a predicted model, not a curated record.
AUGGAAGCUAAUGAAAUUUCUUUACCACUUCAAACAGAUCAACAAGUAAAGAAAAAGAAACCUGUUGAAAUUCAUAAUUAUCCUAAAGAAUUCAUUAUUCAAUAUUCUGAUAGUAAGCAAAGUUAUAUUUACUAUGAUAUUAUUAAAAAAGAAAACUAUACACAUACUACUUAUCUCAAAUAUAUAAAAGGUCAAAAAGUUUAUUGGAUAUAUUAUAGAGAUAAAUUUCAAUAUCAUAUAAAGUCAGAAAAAUUAAGCUUAAAUGCAGCAUGUUUAUAUACUAAAAAUAAUCGAGCUAAAAAAAUUGCAAAGUCUAUAUCUACAAUAUUUGAUCAAGUAAAGGUAAAAGAUUGUCAUUCAGAUGAUAAUCUUAGUUUAAAAUCUAUUGAAUUUGAUAUUAGAAAUAAUUUUUUUUACCUUAGUGUUAAUAAGGAAAAUAUUAAAGAAAUAAAGUAUAAAGCAAAAGCUGCCGUUCAAGCAUGUGAUAAAGGUCAAGUAUCAUGCGAAGGAUAUCGAAUUUUAGCUUCAAUUAGUCAAGAUUUAUCACAUGUAAUAAAUCCAAAAAUACAUUUACGAAUCUCUGAUGAUGGGAGAAAUGUUAGACAGAAGGUUAAACAGGUUAUGAUUACUUGCUCAAUUCUUGAUGAUAUUGAUAAUCUGUAUCAGCCUGAAAAUCAUUAUACUAUAGUCCUCUAUCCUGGUGUUAAAAAAUAUGAAACUUUAAAUAAUAUUUUAAAAUCACUAGCUAUGAAAUUAAGAAAAUUAAAAGAAGAAGGGUUUAAAGAUAAUCAGAAUAUAAAGUGGAAGGUUGAACUUUAUUUCUCUUCAGAUUGGAAAUUUCUUGCAAUGUGUUUAGGAUUAAAUGCAGCAAAUAGUAUUACAGAUAUUCUUUGGCGAUUAGUAUUUGAUAAACUCAGAUCUAGAAAUACUUGGAAAGAAAAAGCAAGAAAUGUAAUAAUUGAAGAAAUGAAACGAAUUGAUGUUAAAUUUUAUUUUUGGCUUGAGGUAGAAUCAAUUAACUGUUUAUGGGAUAAAUUUUAUUUACUUCAUAAAGCAAUAAAAGAUUCUAAAACUGAUGCAACGCAAUUUUCUAAUGAUGCUUGUGCAUGGCUGUAUCAAUUCUUAGAUUUUAAUUACUUAUAUCAGGCAAGUGAUAUCAUACCUUACAUGCAUAUAUUAGUGUACCAUAUUUCAGAAAUGAUGCGUAUUCAUUAUAAUUUUGGAACAACAAAGGAUGGUGGUACUGGAAAAGAAUGA